Diaporthe citri is the source of this 1191-nucleotide messenger RNA. RefSeq lists its product as uncharacterized. The transcript is spliced from 2 exons. Gene Ontology annotation, biological process: lipid metabolic process. NCBI's taxonomy places the organism in Eukaryota, Fungi, Ascomycota, Sordariomycetes, Diaporthales, Diaporthaceae. The record is from RefSeq and is a predicted model, not a curated record. Bases 1 to 1191 code for a protein of 396 amino acids.
AUGGAGGCCGACCGGUCAUCAAGCUUUUUCCGUCUGGCGUUCGGUUCAAUCUGUGCCGAGACGACUUUUGUCGGCACCUUCGUUUUCUUGGUGCUUCGCACCCCAUCGCAGGCUGCGAACAAGCGCAUCGCCGGACUCGCUGUCCUCGGCGCGGCCACCUACGCGAUGGAGAGCCUGAUCGUGCAGCUGUGCCUGGACAACGGGCGGCCGCACUGGGCCGCCGUUCUGGUGUCUCUGUUGUGGGUCCAGCUGCUCAACGCGUCCGACCUCCUCCUGGUGCGCCGUGUAGAUGCUGCUCAACUGUCAAAGCUUCGCGGAAGGGGCCCCGGGGCAGCCGGGCGCGUGAGAUCAGCUGCGGGUGUCCUCUUCAACUCGCGCCGGGUUGGGACCCCGUGGCAGGUCAGGAAUACGCCGUCCACCGCUGGCCUCGAAAGUCAAAGCCGUGCAGGCUUUGUGUUCCGCCGACUUGCUGUUACGAUACCGGCGUACCUAUUUGUCGAUAUCAUGACCUCCUUGCCAGCGCCUGACCCGGCCUUUGUGCGGGCAGAUAAGGCAACUCUUCUCCCGGUCAACAGCUUGAGCGCUGAGGACAUCAUCUUCCGGCUCGCAACGACCAUUUCGUACUGGGUCACCACUGGUAUCGUCCUCAUGGUCAUGAAUAACACGGGCGCGAUCGUCGGGGUCUUAUCAGGUCUCUGCAGGCCUGUCGACUGUCCACCACCAUUCGGCUCUUUCUUUGAAGCGUACACGGUUCGCCGCUUUUGGGGUAUCAGCUGGCAUCAGAUGCUCCGGUCCUUCCUCACGGGGCACGCCGACUUGCUUGUUGGCAAAACUCUCCCCUUUUUGCCACCCCGCUCAGCUGCUUCUCGGAAUACGCGCCUGGCAGCCUCUUUUCUCAUCUCCGGCCUGAUACACUGGCGCGCCGAUCAGGCCCAGGGGGUUCCCAAUGCCGAAAAUGGGGCUCUGGUCUUCUUUGCUCUACACGCUGCUGUCAUAGUCCUGGAGGACAACCUUGGGCCUAUUUUUGUCGCGUCGCUACCCAGACGUGUCCGUCAUGUCAUGGGAUACCUCUGGGUCCUCGCGUUCUUUGCUUGGAGCAGUCCAACCUACAUGUACCCUGGCAUGAGACUCGGGUUUGAUGGGGCUGCCUUGCUGCCCAUUCGCGUGAUUGGGCCCUACAUACGUAAGUAG